Molecule: messenger RNA, 5343 nt
Organism: Morchella importuna
Lineage: Eukaryota; Fungi; Ascomycota; Pezizomycetes; Pezizales; Morchellaceae
Exons: 8
Coding region: 1-5343 (1780 amino acids)
Cellular component (GO): cytoplasm
Molecular function (GO): nucleic acid binding; ATP binding
Source: RefSeq, a predicted model, not a curated record
AUGCCCCGCAUUGUUAUCUUAUCUGAUCUACUCCGCAUACCUUGUGCUGCAAACAAAUCUCUCUGUGAACUCCCUACCAUGGAGGGACAAUCAAUUGAAUCGACGGAUAUGGGCCUUGAGACAUGGUUCGCGACCGUUAAGCACCGUCAACAUAUCGACUUAAUCGAUGGCUACGCGGGAGCAGAGUUCUUCAUCGUCGAAGGUGACUCUCUGCUACGGUGGGUGUUCUCGGACACCCGCAUCGAUUUCGAUGAAGGGUUCCAGCUGCUGCAUGCAGUGUUUGUCGUGGAAGAGUUUCUGCAACGGCUGAGGAGGAGGAGGUGUAACUUUGCGCUUGUUUUUUUCGACGCUUACGAAAAAAUAUGCGUACCGCCAACACCCAUAGGGGUGAAGAACGAGUGGAAAUAUCGGUUUGCGAGGUCGGCUAUCGUGGAACAUCUGAUGGGUGUGGAGGGGCUGGUGUCCAAGUUCAACAGUGUCGAGGAUAUGGGAUUCCAGCGGUAUCUAGAUGAUAAAAGACCAUACUUCGUCAUGUCACACGAUGGAGGUGAUUCCAAAGCUACACGAGGACUCUUAUUAGAACUACUAAAGAAGUUUAUCGACAUUGGUCAGAAUGUUGCGUUAAUAAAUGACUGUGAGUUCGUUGACAGCAAGAUUUUCUCCACCGUCCUUAAAACAAAGUUCACCCGCGAGCCGGUAUUUCUUCAAGGAGGACAAGAUGAUGAGACACCAGAGGAGCCAAAGGAAAAGCUUUCGCUGCCCGAGCUUAGCUCGGCCAGAGAGCGCUUGUCUGUAGCAGCUGUUGCCCGGUCUCUCAAGCAGGAACACCCCGAAGGACAACAAGAGUACCUUCAUAGUGUAUUUCUGCUUCACACUGCAUUAUUGUCGAACCUUUCACUUUUACAGCGGUGCUUCCCUCUUCCCGGAAAUGCAAAGUCGGGCACAGAACUCCACAACUUCUUGCAACGCAUUACCGCAAUAUCCAAAGAGCUUCUACAAAAUAAUGAGGUUUCGUUCGAAGAUGCCAAGAAUGAUGUCCACGAUUUCCUUGAUGGGCGGCUUCUAUUAAAGCUCAUCCUGCUCACCCCAGAUCCAGUUUCAGAUGCUGUUAAAGAAACCUUCUCGAAGCUAUCCUCCGAGGUGCAUCGUCUUAGCGACGUAACUCUCACCUUCCCCGAGCUUACAGGCACCGAAACCGCCCCUAUCCCAGAUGUAGCACCAGAGGUAGAACACGCCGAAGACGUGUCAUCGGUAGACGAUUCCGGGACUGAAGGAUCAGCAACAGAGGUUGCAUCCACAACCUACUCCGAAUCAUCCACCGCAACUUUGACGCCCCGUCAAACGACUAUCCUCCGUUUCACCAACCCUGUGCUUGACCCCUAUCUGUCGCAGGUCAAGCUACCGAUUGAGGUGUCCGCGCAAGAUGAGGAAAAUACUGAAACUGAUGCGGAUAUUCAAGUUGUCCGCGAGACCCAGAACUGGCAAUAUGCGAAAAAGACGGUUGUUCCUGCGCCUGGACAGCAAGGUGAUAAGUUUGAAAAGAGAGCCGCCGGAAAGGUCAGAAGGUCGGAACAGCAGUAUUGCAACCAGAUGAACCGAUAUGCGGCUUCACUUACGGAUUCUACAAACGGCGGUAUCGACCCAAAACUCAUCGUCGUGGAGGAAAAGGGAAAGAAGAAGGAGGUAAAGGGGCCGGAGAACGCACCCGAGGCUGCGGAUAAGACUGUAAAGGGUGGGAAGAAAGUCAUUGGGAAAAAAGAAACUGUUCUUGCGAAAGGAAAGACCACCGUUAAGGAAACCGCACCCAAGGGCAAGGCGACCGGAAAGAUUUCAGCUGCCGAGAUCAUCCGCCAAAAUAAUUCUGCAAAGAAGGCUGGUAAAGAAGCUAAACUGCAAGAUCUUUGGAACAAUUUUUUCCGAGACGUAAAAAAGAUCACAGAUGACGAGGAUGCGAUGGCUAGGUUGGAUACAUGGCUGAAGGAGACGAAAAAGACAGUUAAGGAUAAUUCGGAAUGGCCAUUUAUCCAAGCUGAAGGACGCCUGUAUAAAUUGCAGCUCCUGCAACGUCUGUGGACUGGGUAUUGUCGCCGUGGUGAGCAGAAGUUGGGGUACAUGGUUACCGCAGUCCUAUUCGACGAAGCUCGCACGAUUCUCGAUUCGGCAGGCUUGACGCAGAAAAUUCAAACUUAUAUCCAAAACAUCUUUCUCUCGCUCGGAAUUGCUAUGCCUCCGGGAAAGUCAAUCAAGACACUUCCCGACCGCAAGCUUUCUAUUCACUUCGAUGCAACCUGGAAUGGAAAAAUAGAGUCUCACGAUAUUAAACUUGGCAUGUCUAGUGAGGAGUUUCAGUUACUGCAUUGCGGACCUUGGAUGGAUCGAAAUAUGGAUUCCGCCCCGGAUCCACGUGUUCCCUUUGAGCCUGAUGGUUGGCAGAGAAAAGUAUUGGAUGAGCUUGAUGGUGAUAACUCUGCACUUGUGGUUGCUCCAACUUCUGCGGGUAAAACUUUCAUUGCGUUUUAUGCAAUGGAGAAGGUUCUUAAAGAGAAUGAUGAUGGCAUCCUCGUUUACGUUGCUCCAACGAAAGCUUUGGUGAAUCAAAUUGCGGCCGAAGUUAUCUCUCGAUUUAAAAAGAAUUACCGUUAUGCCGGAAAGUUCGUUUGGGCAAUCGGAACACGGGAAUGGACUAUCAACAAGCCUAAAGAAUGUCAAAUUCUGAUUACGGUCCCUCAUGUCCUCCAAAGCAUGUUGAUGUCGCCCACAAAUGCCACAUCCUGGACUCCUCGCAUCAAACGUAUCAUCUUCGACGAAGUUCAUUCUAUUGGAAACGCCGAAGACGGUGCCAUAUGGGAGCAACUUUUGCUGCUAUCUCCCUGUCCAAUUGUCGCCUUGUCUGCCACUGUUGGGAAUGCAGAGGAAUUCGCCUCGUGGCUCAGAGCAACACAAAGUGCGCAGGGUGUCAAUCUCAGCAUGGUUCAGCACCCACAUAGGUACUCUGAUCUUCGCAAGUUUGUAUACCGGCCAAAGAGAACUCAAGAGACUAUGUUUAAUGGGCUCCCAAGGACCUCCCGUUUCCAAACUUUAGAGCUUGGCGACGGGAUGACUAGGAUACAUCCGAUUGCUGCCUUAGUGAAUACUAGAAUUGAGAUGCAGGAUGAUUUGUCGCUUGAACCUAAAGACUGCCUCCAACUUUACUGGGCACUUUCGAAAGCCCAGAACGAGAAAUUCCCUAUCUCGGACGAUCUCGAUUACAAGAAGGUUUUCGGAACGAAAGGCGGGGUGAUCGUAAAGAAGGAUGUGGUACUGUGGGAGGAGAAAUUGAAAGAGGUUGUGAAGGUCUGGAUGCAGGAUAAAACAUCGCCUUUUACUAAAGUGGUUGAAAUAUUAUCCAACGAACAGAUCGAAGAAAAGAAAGCUGUUGAGGCCAAGGCUGCGCCCAGCGCAGAAGGUAAAGCAGAGACUAAAGCUACUACUACAGGUUCGGUUAUCGAGAAAAAUGCCUACUUGUAUCAGAAUACACUUAAUCUUCUACAAUCUCUCCAUAACGCGAACGCUUUGCCAGCAAUUCUCUUCAACUAUAGUCGUCAGAAGUGUGAGACAAUCUGUGAGGUUCUCUGUGAACAGCUCGAGGCCGCUGAGACUAAGUGGAGGGAAACCAAUCCAAAGUGGACCAGCACCGUCAAAGCUUGGGAAGUAUAUAUGGCCAACAAGAACGCGCGUGGAUCCAAGGUUCAAAAGAUUGCGAAACCUGAGGCUGGUCAGUCUAAGAAUGAUAUGAUGAGGGAUGCAGGCGAACUCGAGGGGAGCUAUUUGGAUCGGUUCGACCCGAAGUAUCCGAGUGCCGAGUUUUCGUUUGCAGACACCAGGAAGCAGGGAAACGCAGAGUUGGAAAAUGAUAUUAGUGACUUGAUUAAGUGGGGAACUCCUCCGAUGCUGGUGAAUGCUUUUAAGAGGGGAAUUGGUGUUCAUCACAGUGGUUUGAACAGAAAAUACCGACAAGCUGUUGAGAUGCUGUUCCGGAAAGGGUAUCUUAGAGUAGUAAUCGCUACCGGUUCGCUUUCUCUCGGUGUUAACAUGCCAACACGUACAACGGUUUUUGCUGGGGACUCUCCCGAUCUCACUGCCCUGAACUAUCGUCAAGCUUCUGGUCGUGCUGGUCGUCGUGGUUUUGACAACAUCGGAAAUGUUGUCUUCCAUGGUUUCUCAGAAGACCGAAUUAACCGUCUUAUAUCAUCGAAGCUACCUCCUCUUCUUGGUCACUUUCCAAUUAGUGCGUCAUUAGUGCUUCGCCUAUUCAUUUUGCUUCAUUCCUCGAAGGAAUCUGCACAUGCGAAGAAAAUGAUCAAUAGUUUACUCACUCAGAACCAGCUGGUUCUCGGUGGACAAGCGCCCAAGGAACAAGUCCUCCAUCACCUCCGGUUUUCUAUCGAAUACCUCCGGAAGCAGAAGCUUAUCGGCUCCACUGGGACACCGUUGAACUUCGCAGGGUUAACGAGCCAUCUUUAUUAUAUUGAGGAUUCGGCUUUUGCGCUUCAUGCGCUAUUGAUCAGCGGUUAUCUGCAGGAGGUUUGUAGAGAUAUUUACGAGAAGCCAGAGCAAACCUGUCAAGACCUCUUGCUCGUGAUGGCCCAUAUUUUUGGACGUAGGAAAUGCCGCCCAGGGAUCAAAACUCUUCCCCCAAUGCCGGCUCGCAUGAAGCAGGUUCUCAAACAACAGAAUGAUGAUACGCUCAAGACAUACACCACCUAUGUCGAGACAUUCGCGAAGGGAUACCUGGAUUCUCCGGACAACACUUUACCAUUCUCGCAAGUUCAGUGCGGAAAUACAGAGGAGAAGUCCACCACUGGCCCCACAGCUCGUUCGGCAUUCGUAGCGCUCUCUGGAUAUACUGAUCAAUUUUCAUCCAUCGAGGACCUGGUUUCCUCUGUCCGCCUCGGAGUUCUUCCCGAAGGCGCAUCGAUACCCCAUAUCCCGACCGAAGACAUGGACUUGAACGGAUACCUCGUCGACUUCUACAAGCACAGCGAUGUAAAUAAGCUUCAAGCUGAGAAUGGCAUUCGUCCAAACAAGGUCUGGUUUGUAUUGAAGGAUUUUUCGGUCGUGCUCGAGACUGUCGUACCGGGAAUAAUAGCAGUUCUGAAGGAUGGGCCUGGCGCGUAUUAUGACUUGAGCGCGGGUAGUGGCGAUGAGAAGGGUGAUCUGGAAGAGGUGGAGGUUGUGAGCGAGGAGGUGGAGGGUGAGGAGGAAGAAAUGAUCAAGAAGAGUGAAGGGUUCGGGAAGGUGCUCAAAGCCUUUAAGGUAUUGAGGUCCACCUUUGACGAGAAGUUCAAGCUUAUGUGGGCUUAA